Messenger RNA from Anoplophora glabripennis (Asian longhorned beetle), 1421 nucleotides. RefSeq lists its product as uncharacterized. The record is from RefSeq and is a predicted model, not a curated record. The transcript has 3 exons. Bases 18 to 1343 code for a protein of 441 amino acids. NCBI's taxonomy places the organism in Eukaryota, Metazoa, Arthropoda, Insecta, Coleoptera, Cerambycidae.
AGUCGGCUGUGCUAAAGAUGAAGUGUAUCGUUCUGCUCACCUUCGUAGCCUUCUGCUACUCCUACCCAUACGGUUCCGGGUCCGGAGGAAAUGUUGAAGUCAACCAGGAUGGAUCCAUCUCCGUAACUGCUGCCGAUGGUAGAAAAAUCACCAUCUCCAGAGGUCCUCAGCAGAACAAUAUUGCUGCUGUUGGAUAUGAAAGGUAUAAUAAAAAUAUCUGGUACCAGCCUCCUCAAACGGAUGCUCUCGCAAGAAUUCUUGCCCAGUACCAGGGAGACGUGAACCAGGACUCUUAUCAGCAACUCCUCGGCGACGUUAGAGUUGCGGUCCAAGCUGGACAACUCAGCAAUAAUGUUUUUGAGGCUCUUCAAAAUUUGAAUCAAGCUCAGAACCAGGAAAGACAAAGGGCUCAGGUACGUUUUGGUACAAAUCCGUUCCAAAACCAAGCUGCACAAGAAGCUCUGCAAGAAUUGAGGCAAGCUCAGCAAAUUCAGCAACUGAUUCAGCAACAACAGCAGGUUCAACAAGUACUGCAACAACAGCAGCAGCUAAGCCAACGUCUUCCAGGAUCUCAAGUUAGUGCCAACAUCAGAGCAAUUGAAAAUCAGGGUGCCUAUGGACAGCAACGCAUUGGAAGAGGUGCAGGAGUUGGAAGGCCUUGGGGUACACUCAUCGCUGACAUUUUAAGUGGCAACAGGCAACAAAAUGCUGGGCAGAACAAUCAACAGAUUGGACAAUCGGUUUCUGAACAGCUCUCUCAAAUUGCAGAAGAAGAAAGGGAAAUUUUGGCCCAACAGGAUCAAAUUCAGCAACAGCAGUUACAGCAGCAGCAGCAACAGCAACAACUUCUCCAGCGACAAUUGCAACAACAACAGCAACAGCAGCAACAGCAGAACCAGCAGCAGUACAUCGAACAAUUGCAGCAACAGGUCCAACAGGAACAAGAGCAGAUAUUGAAUCAACAGCAGAGGCUACAACAGGAACAGCAGCAGCAGGAACAACAGCAACAACAGCUGCAACAACAGCAGCAACAACAACUGCAGCAGCAGCAACAAUUGCAGCAACAGCAACAACAGCAGCAGUUGCAACAACAACUGCAGCAGAAGCAACAACAGCAGCAACAGCAACAACAACAGCAACAACAACAGCUAGAGCAACAGUUGAAGCAGCAGCAACAGUACAAUGCUCUUAGAAAUCUUUUGAACGGUGCGAGAGCUUCCAUUCAAAAUAGAGGACAACAAGGUAGUUUUUGGCAACAGCAACCUGGUGUCUAUUCUCAAAGGGGACAAUAUGGAGUUUAUGGCCAAGGAUUUCAGCGUCAGUAUGCUCCAUUGGUUUUCUAAGAGGAUAUAGCAAACGAGACUGGAUUUAUGGAGAAUGACCAACUAUGUAUUUAGUUUAUGAAUAAACGAUUAUAUUGA